This is a messenger RNA of Aegilops tauschii subsp. strangulata, 2054 nucleotides long. RefSeq lists its product as uncharacterized. The record is from RefSeq and is a predicted model, not a curated record. NCBI's taxonomy places the organism in Eukaryota, Viridiplantae, Streptophyta, Magnoliopsida, Poales, Poaceae. Gene Ontology annotation, molecular function: cysteine-type peptidase activity. Gene Ontology annotation, biological process: proteolysis.
ACUUUUCGAAAAAUCUCGUUUUCCCCUUCGUCUCCUCCUUUCCUGCACCCGCCGCACCGCACUCUCCCCUCGUAUGGAAUAAAACCCUCCUCCGCCCGUUUUCCACCGCCCGCCCGCCGCCGCCCGGCGGCACCAACCAUGCCGAACGGCCCGAUAAUCAUCGACCGGGCCCAAAUGCCCCUCGACUCGCCGCCGGCGGAGGUCGAGAUCAUCGCCUCCUCCUCUCCGCGUGUGACGCCGCAGCCCCCUGCGGCGAGCGAUGGCGCUUCCGACGGUGGUGAGGGGGAUCCGGAUGAGUUCAAGAGAUUCACUGAUGAAAAACUGGAGGAAAGGAUCAAGCACUGGAGCGGUAACCCGACCCUAUCCGUACCUGACGGCGGCGAGAAGAUGCGUAAGUUCCUCUGCAGGAUGAAGAAAGAGCUUGAUCGCCGCCGCGCUGCCGGGCCGAGGAAGGUUGACACGGGUCGGAGACAGUCAGCGCAGACACCCAGUGGGGAUGAUCCCUACACCUUCAAGGAAAGUGACCAUAUCAACUGCAGCAGGUUUUCUGAUAAAUGGCAUUGCCAUGGCAAGGGCGAAGCAGCAUUCGCUGAUGAGCUAGGCCAUUUUAACACAAGCAAACGUGCUUCCCAAGUGAAAGAUCGGAAAAGAGCAACGAACACAGUGAAUCAUCAACCAAAAAGGCGUAGAGUUUCUCAAAAUAUUGCUGACAAGAAACAUUUAGAUACAAAUGGUAGGAAGUUAGGUAUGAAGAUCUGUACAGAAGAUCAACAGAAAAAUAACUCUGUUGAGCCAAAGGGCAUGUCCACUAAACUACGCACAGAAGAUCGCACUUCUGGGAGUUCGACCAAGAGGUGGGACCAUUCCAAGAAUCAUACCUACCAAUACCGGAGGUUAAAUAGAAGAAACGAAAAGAAGGAAGUAGUUCUCUUGGAUGACGAGGAUACAGAACUCUUGGAUGACGAGGAUACAGAACCUUCUAAAUCAGUUGAUGUCGAGAUUGUUAAUAUAUGGGACAAAUCACAGAUCUACUAUCCGUCGAGGACUGAUCCGGAAACUGUCGAGCUGACAUAUUCUGACAUAAAAUGUCUUGACCCCGAAGUUUUUUUAAAAUCACCUGUCAUAAACUUUUACAUCCAGUACCUAAGAAAAUCCAGGCCUUGUGACGACUUGUACAUCUUCAAUACAUAUUUCUAUAGCAAACUUGAAGAAGCGUUAUCCAGGACGGGUGAGUGUGGCUCGCAGUUUAGCAAGUUAAGGCGAUGGUGGAGAAGUGUAGAUAUUUUUAAGACACCAUACCUCCUUUUGCCAAUUCAUGGACAGGUGCAUUGGAGCUUGGUCAUUAUCUUCAUGCCCGCAAAAGAGAUAAAAUCUGGGCCAAGGGUGUUUCACUUGGACUCUCUAGGACUACAUUCCAGUGACAAGGUUUUUGGCGUGAUUGAGAGCUAUCUCAUAGAAGAAUGGCGCCAUCUACAGAAGGAUUCUUCUUAUGAUAUUCCUUUUUCAGACACAAUAUGGAGACAUCUUUCAAGAAAUAUACAUAAGGAAAAAAUCGAGGUGCCCCAGCAGCAAAAUGACUUUGAUUGCGGUGUCUUUAUGCUUUACUACAUCGAUAAGUUUAUUCAAGAGGCACCAGAUGAUUUGACAGGAGUGCGGCCUUGCAAGUUUGGACGCAAGUGGUUCAGCCCUGUAGAAGCUUCGGGGCUGCGGAAGCGAAUACGAGUUCUGCUGAUCGAUAUAUUUCAGAACGCUCCACCUAGUGAUAGAAAUUUAGUGUCACAUGCCGAUGAUGACUCGGAAGAUGAAGAAGAUAAGGGCAAGGACACAAUCGUGAUCGUGUGAAUGCAACGACGAAUGAAUGAAGUCAAGCAAUGCAAAGAUCAUGGUGCAGUUUUGCAUGAGAACACCGUCUGGCUGCAUAUUGGCUGUAGGUGCGAUGAUACAGCCAAGGUCACAAUAGUCGUGACAUUUCAUAUGUGGACCAGUGUAUAUGUUGUUUUGCGGACAAAGUUCCAAAGAUAUAACAAUACAGCAAAGCAGACACACAUAUAUCA